AUGGAGAAAUUGAAACGUCAUUCUACUAGUGGGAAAGCUACCUGCGAAACCAUUCCUUUUUCCAAAACUAAAAGAGAUGGGAAUUGGCAAUCGGCGGCUCUUACCACCUGCUUACCCUCCGAUGGUUCUAUCAUUUAUGAUGAACAUCAAAAUAUCUUAACGGGUAACAACAUGAUACCCUGGUCAAGUAUCACUAGCCAUGUCACACCACGAUCCGCGAAACCGAUAGCCAUCCCAUAUCUACCCACCGAAAUUAUCAACAACAUCAUAUCCCAAGCCGACGACUUACAAUCAUUAAAGAAUUGGGCGCUAGUUAGUUGGACAUGCAAUGAUAUUGCUGAACGAAUACUUUGGUCAAACAUCACUAUCAAUACCUCCCAAUUUUAUGAUCCAGCCUACCCCUCAGACGGACAAGACCCUGUUCAAAUCCUUCGUCAUGAAAGUUACGAAAGACGGAAUAACACACAUUUACUGCCGAAAUGGAUGGGAAUGAAAAGAGGAGAUCUAAGAGUGCCUUCAAUUGUUUCGAGGCUUUCAAUGGUCAAAAACUUCGCUCUUAGGACAGUUUGGGAUGUCGACUCGCGAGAUUUACCCCAAGGUGGUUCAAGAGAAGAUUGGAGGAUCCAAGAAGUUUAUAAAGAUUUAUUUCCCAUGAUGAAUAACCUUUAUACGCUACGAAUUGACGGUGAGGUUAAUAGAAGAACCUGGAAUUUAUUACUCGCAUUACCAUCCCUUCGAGAAUUAAGGAUAUGGCGAACUACAACAGUUGACUCUCAAGCUCUUCUAGACAGGUAUCAUCCAGCAGAAGCCAUCAAUCAAUUCUCUCAGAAGGAUAAACAAGAGCUAGUAGAAAACAUGGUACUAAAUUUCCAAGGUUUAUCAAGACUAACAACUUUCGAGAUUGGUUUGCUAUCACCUUUGGAAUCGGCAGCCUUAGGUGCUGCAGUCAGGGAAAGCAACCUUGAAGUCCUUCACAUUGCUGUCACCCGUGAUAAUAGAUCCUUUAAUGAUCAAGGAGCACUCACUUUGGCAAGAUUUUGGGAGAAUCUUGUACCCAAAGAGAUCGAUGAUACUUCACCAAUUAUUCAGAAUACAAAUAUUGGUUUCCCAGCAUCUAUGCGUGAACUGGUUCUCGAAGAUGAUGCACAUCUUCCUAUCGCUCCUCCAAAGAUUGUACAACAAUCAUUCCGCAGAUGCAGGAACAAUUUGACAAGAUUUUACUUCGACUUUUUAGACGAAUCUUUGCUCACUCACGUUCUCAGUUGUUCUUCCGAGAGAAAUCCCCUCUUCCCCCGCCUAACUCAUCUUCACUUACCUUGGCCCGAGUCUGAGAGACAUGAUUACCGCCACCCUCGUGCCAUGAGCAGAGUCAUGAUCCCUUUUAUUGAAUCACACAAGCCUACUCUUCAAUCCUUUCAACUUCUUAACGCAGCCGAAGAUAACCGACUAUUAAAAUAUGAAAAUCCAUUAAACAAAGUGCUUAAGGAAUGGAUGUCCAUCAAGGAGAUUCGGCUGGACUCAGAACAUACUGCCGAUCAUUAUUCCAAUGUUCCUAGAGGACAAGAAUGGACUCGACCUGCAGAUUUCCUGUCCGUCGACGGUGGGGGUUAUUGGGGUGACGAUCUUCGCCGGGCUAGGCUUGAUCGAUUUGAUCUUACUAACAUCGAUGUCGGUUUUAAAUCUUAUCGAGCAUGGCAUAAUAUCAAAGUUCUUGUCCUGAAUCCUGGGUUGUUAUGGAAUUAUGGUCUUCUUCCCGAUCCACAUGAUAAAUCUAGCCCCCGACUCAGAUCAAUAGACCAAGAUCAUCUUUUGGGUAUGAAACAUCUAGCAGGGUCCGAAUGUGAGAAUUUAGAACUUGCGGAGAGAAUUUCUCGAAAAAUGGGGCCAAAUCUUCGUGUACUCUCAAUUCGUGAUUGCAGAUUCUGGAUUGAGAGAUAUGGUGGACCAAUCUGGCAUCUCGGAGAUGCUCUUGCGGAUCCUGAACAACGUCGACAGAUUCGACGUGCUUUGGAUCAAAGGGAUUGGGACUUUUUAUCGGAGAGAUCUACUACCGAUACUCAAGAAGCUGCCAAUACUGCUACGUUCCUCAGGAACGACAUUUAUUCUCCAAUUCAACCACCUUUUGGAUCCAUUCCACGUCCAGUCUCUCCUGCCUCUAUCAUUAGUGACGCUAUGACCGAAUCGGAACAUGGUUCGGAAGAUGAAGAUGAAGUGAUGCAUUUUGGAAGUGAGAAUGGGGAUGAAGAUGAUAGAUCUGAAGAUGGGACUAUAGCAGCGGAAUCGGACGAUGAGCCGGAAUUUCAUGCAGAUAUGCCUUUGUUACCUCAUACAAUGAGGUCGGUUGACGAGACAAGACUUGAUGCAGAUAUGACUUUGUUCACACACACAGAACUACCAUUUUACAUUCAUAAUGGAGUUGCUAGGCAGUCUUUAUCUGGACAUUUAUAUGAAUAA
This is a messenger RNA of Sclerotinia sclerotiorum 1980 UF-70, 2454 nucleotides long. RefSeq lists its product with no specific name. The transcript has 3 exons. The record is from RefSeq and is a predicted model, not a curated record. Bases 1 to 2454 code for a protein of 817 amino acids. Lineage: Eukaryota; Fungi; Ascomycota; Leotiomycetes; Helotiales; Sclerotiniaceae.